AUGGGGGGAGCGCUUGAAAGCAGCGUGGUUAGGGAUGCAUUUGCUUGUGCAAGUCGGCAUAUGAAAAACAUUCUUUUUGGAACCAUUAUUGCCAUUGGAGUUACCAUUUUUGCGGUGAUUGUAAUUACUUUUAUUCUGUGCCUCACCUGUUCAUGUUGCUGUUUAUAUAAGGCAUGUCGAAGACCACGGCCUGUUGUGACCGCCACUACUGCCACCACAGUGGUUCAUGCUCCCUAUCCGCAACAACCCAACUACCCUGUACCUCCUCAAGGCUAUCAUCCCGUGGCUAUCCAGCCGCAACCGGGAGUGCCAGUGGCACCGUACCCUGCACAGUACCCUCCCCCUUACCCCAUGCAGCCGUCAGGACCCCCAGCUUACCAUGAAACGAUGGCAGCUGGAGCUGGAGCACCUUACCCAGUCAGCCAGCCCCCCUACAACCCUGCUUACAUGGAUCCUCAGAAGCCCACCUAUUAA
Messenger RNA from Apaloderma vittatum (bar-tailed trogon), 474 nucleotides. RefSeq names its product shisa family member 5 (gene SHISA5). The record is from RefSeq and is a predicted model, not a curated record. The coding region runs from base 1 to 474 and encodes 157 amino acids. Gene Ontology annotation, biological process: positive regulation of canonical NF-kappaB signal transduction. Gene Ontology annotation, cellular component: endoplasmic reticulum. The transcript has 4 exons. NCBI's taxonomy places the organism in Eukaryota, Metazoa, Chordata, Aves, Trogoniformes, Trogonidae.